UCUAAUUGUGGGUGUGUCCAGAGCUAUAAGUGCCUUCGCUCUUACCUGUGUUACUUAUAUCCCUGCAUGAGGCUCAGAACAGACACACACACCUGUCAGUCCACACACCUGCCCUGCUCUCCAGAAGCUGCACUCUCUGCUCUACGUCUUCAGGCUGCCAUCCAGAUGUCUCCGUGCAUGACCUCACAUUUCUGCCUGCUGGUCCUACCAGUGAUGUCACUGCUACUGCUCUUCUCUUCCAUUGGUUGGAGUUACGAUGGCCUCACCCCAGGGUGUCACCUACACCCCUUCAACGUGACCAUCCGCAGUGACCGUCGUGGCACAUGUAAAGGCACCCACCUGGUCUACGCCUGCGUUGGCUACUGCGAGUCCAGCGCGUUCCCGUCCAGAUACUCCGUGCUGGUGGCCUCCAACUUCACCCACAACAUCACCUCCGCUUCACGAUGCUGCACCAUCAGCAAGGACGCUAAGGUCAAAGUUCGCUUGGACUGCCCUCGAGGUCGCCACCAUGACGAAAUAGAGAUCCUGACGGCGAAGGCGUGUCGCUGUGACAUGUGCCGCAAGUCCCGCUACUGACGCAUCCAGACAGUAUGCUGCAACUGUACACCGGGACAAGAACCAUAUUUAGUCAGUUGAGCGGUACAAACUCUGGUAAAUGAUUGAAAUACAAGACUUUCAGUGAUGCACCAGUAACUAUGCUUUUUCUCUCUAUGUCGACUUGUUUUGAAUGUUGAAGAAAAUCCACUUUAACUUAUUUAACUGAAAAAGAAUCAGCUUUCUACCGAGUUUCUGUCAAAAGCAGUGUUUCCUCUCAUUUGUGUUCUCAAAGAAUGAAAGGAAGGUGGACGGAAACCGAUCAAAAGAUGGAAAGGUCUUUGCAGAUCUACCAUGUGACUAAGAUUUUCAACUAAAAUCAAGUGAAAUUCAUUCAGGCAGAGUAAAAACUGCUCUGAUCAGUCACCCAGGGCCUUAAGAUUCAAAUUAAAAUGGGAAAAUCACACUUUUUGAUGUCUAUAAUGAUUUGCGUGAGUGUUUGUUUGUGUGUGCUUGUGUCAAAUGUGAUGUAAGGGAGGUUUUUUGUAGAAAACUUGAUUGAUGCACAUGUGUUUAACGGCUGUAUAAACCAUUCCGUCACUCACAAACAAACUGUUAAAUGCUUUUGCUUUUAGGCUUGAAAUAUGCCAAAAUGAAUGAGAGCAUUACAUUACAGCUAAGUCAUCUCAUUGACUUGUAUUCAACAAAAAAAGUCAAUAUACUGUCAACCUUUGGAAUCAACAUAAAGGGUAUAUAUACGAGUAGUUUCAUUCUUUUGCAAUAACCACUAAACACAGACAAGAGACCAAAGAAUGUACAAAAUUUAUUUAUAUUUAUGAAUUUGAACUAA
Molecule: messenger RNA, 1384 nt
Organism: Sebastes umbrosus (honeycomb rockfish)
Lineage: Eukaryota; Metazoa; Chordata; Actinopteri; Perciformes; Sebastidae
Gene: gpha2
Product: glycoprotein hormone subunit alpha 2
Biological process (GO): cell surface receptor signaling pathway
Cellular component (GO): extracellular region
Molecular function (GO): hormone receptor binding; hormone activity
Source: RefSeq, a predicted model, not a curated record